GGCAUUCUAAUCAGAUCAGAGGAAGAAAAAGAAGAAAACCGGGAAAUACAACAAUGACUAACAAGACAACAAGAAAAGGGGGCAGAUAAGUCAUAUAACUGAGGUUUACUUGCAUAUGUUAAUUAUGAAUACGAUGUCUUAUGCAAAGAACACCGUGACAGAAAGAAGAAUAGAAGUAGGCGCUUGAAACGAAAACAUUUGAAUAUGUUCAGGAAUGAUUUAUAUUAAUGCCCCGCAAAGCCAUAAAGGCGGAUAAGCCUUCCCUGCAAUUUAUCGAACGGCCUGUAGGAGGAAGCAAACUUCAACAUGCGCCUGAAGUCCGAGCUGCAGUCAACCCCAAGGAAUUUUUUCCGGAGUCACUAACCCAUAACAGCUCAGAUCUUAAUUCGUGGGUUAACCCACAGUUUGACUACUCAUCUGCAGCUGCACCUCCAAAUAGACGAGGGAGAAGAAACGGGCAGAAAACCUCAAGUUUACUUGAUCGAUGUAGUCAAUUGUCCAGAAAAAACAGCACAUACAAAUACCCCUCAUUGUCAUUUCACAUUCGGUUGAAGGACCAGUCUCAGAAACAGUCAAGGACCACAACCACAACAAAAAAUGCAGUAUCAAAAGUCAAAAAACAACCUCGUGCAUCCGUUUGCCACAGCAAAACGACUGCAAAUUUGGCUUACUCAGACACUCCAAAAAGACAGUUGGUCACAGCUGGAAAAAGGAAUGCUGAAGCACUUCCUGAUGGCACUGCCUCCCACAGUAGAAGUUUGGAUAAGCUUGGAAUUCAAUCUAAAGAAGUGACAAGUAGAUGCAGAAUUCCAGCAGAGGGAGCUUCAACACCUACCUCCACCAAGUUGAUAACCACAGAAGUCAGCAGUGUUUGCCCUCCACCUGAUGUGGAUACUCCGGAAAGGAUGUGGGAAGAGGUAAACCGUUCCUCUUCUUCCCCCAGAUUUUUACUGUUUGCUCAGCCAUGUACAUCACCAUGCAGCGGCCAACCUGAAACCUUGGUGGCUGACACACCAGAGAGGGACUAUGGGGUGAAGAUGACAUGGAGGAGGAGAAAGGGGCUGAUGUUGAUGUUAAAAGAAAGGGGGCUCCUUGCUGACUCAGAUGUACUAAUUCAUUGCUAAUUUUUUUGUCAUUUCUUUUUAUACGUUCUGAUUUAUUGUAUAGAUUACUGUCGUAUAUUACUGUAAUAAAUCAAGAUAAAGCAUAUUCUUAUUUUACCAACUGCAAAGUAUAAAUUACACAGCACUGAUUAAAUCUAUAUAACUAUG
Messenger RNA from Gambusia affinis (western mosquitofish), 1271 nucleotides. It is a transcript of the gene rhno1, whose product is annotated as RAD9-HUS1-RAD1 interacting nuclear orphan 1. The record is from RefSeq and is a predicted model, not a curated record. Gene Ontology annotation, cellular component: nucleus; chromosome. The coding region runs from base 228 to 1124 and encodes 298 amino acids. Gene Ontology annotation, biological process: DNA damage checkpoint signaling; recombinational repair; cellular response to ionizing radiation. NCBI's taxonomy places the organism in Eukaryota, Metazoa, Chordata, Actinopteri, Cyprinodontiformes, Poeciliidae. The transcript is spliced from 3 exons.